Molecule: messenger RNA, 3535 nt
Organism: Hippopotamus amphibius kiboko
Lineage: Eukaryota; Metazoa; Chordata; Mammalia; Artiodactyla; Hippopotamidae
Gene: FITM2
Product: fat storage inducing transmembrane protein 2
Exons: 2
Coding region: 68-856 (262 amino acids)
Biological process (GO): lipid droplet organization; lipid storage; phospholipid biosynthetic process
Cellular component (GO): endoplasmic reticulum membrane
Source: RefSeq, a predicted model, not a curated record
CCUGACGAAGCGCGAGACGGUGGCCGAGAGGAAACCGGGAGGCGCACGGUGGCCGACGAGGUCGGGCAUGGAGCAUCUGGAGCGCUUCGCGUGGAUCCUCCGGGGGACGCUGGUGCGGGCUGCAGUACGGCGCUACCUGCCCUGGGCCCUGGUGGCCUCUAUGCUGGCGGGCUCCCUCCUCAAGGAGCUCUCCCCGCUGCCCGAGAGCUAUCUCAGCAACAAGCGCAACGUCCUCAACGUGUAUUUUGUCAAAGUGGCCUGGGCCUGGACCUUCUGUCUCCUCCUGCCUUUCAUCGCCCUCACCAACUACCACCUGACGGGCAAGGCUGGCCUGGUCCUGCGGCGGCUGAGCACCCUGCUUGUGGGCACGGCCGUCUGGUACGUGGGCACGGCCGUCUUCGCCAACAUCGAGCACUACACAGGCAGCUGCUACCAGUCCGCAGCCCUGCAGGGGGUGAGAAAGGAGCACCAGAGUAAGCAGCAGUGCCACAGGGAAGGAGGCUUCUGGCACGGCUUUGACAUCUCAGGCCACUCCUUCCUGCUGACUUUCUGCGCCCUCAUGAUCGUGGAGGAGAUGGCCGUGUUGCACGAGGUGAAGACGGACCGCAGCCACUGGCUCCACGCAGCCAUCACCACCCUGGUGGUCGCCCUGGGCUUCCUGACCUUCAUCUGGGUGUGGAUGUUUCUGUGCACGGCCGUUUACUUCCACAACUUGUCCCAGAAAGUGUUUGGCACCCUGUUCGGUCUGCUGGGCUGGUACGGGACGUACGGGUGUUGGUAUUUGAAAUCCUUCUCUCCGGGACUUCCUCCCCAGAGCGCUAGCCUGAAUUUGAAGCAAGACAGUUACAAAAAAUAAAAGAGAAACCAAAGGGAUGACAGCAGGACACUGGCUAAUAGAUUUUCCAUAUACUUUUCUUGGUUAUUUGACUAAAUUAUUGAUCCUGCUUCCGGAAGGGAGCUUACUGGGCAGUUUUGGGGGGCGGUGGUGGAGUCUGGGGAAGGCGAGGUCAGGCCCCAGACUGUUCUUGGUGACAUCACCCCAUGUUACCAGCACCACCAUUCCUAGUCAGUUACUUUGCGUCCCUGGCAAGAGUUGACCUUAAUCGGUUACGUCCGUUUUGUCCCUAGAGGGCUGAGCUCAGGGUCAGCCAGAGGGCAGCAUCAGGAAAGCCUCUGUGGUGUGGCUGAAGGGGGGCCAGGACCUCAGGACUCUCCUCUGCUGCCGUCAGACGCUCCCUGAUUCUCAGCUGUCUUCUGUGUUAACGCUGUUAUUUAACAGUAAUCCCUCUGGUCAGUUUUGCAUAAGCAUUUAUUUCCAGCAGGGUUCUUUAUAAAAUAACCAACCACCUAAAAGACACAUCCUGGUUGUAGUAUUUAUUUCAUCCGAGGAAUGUCAAAUAUUGCAACUGGCUUGUGAUUAGCUACCAAAACAGUUAAACUGGUGUGCCUCUGUGAAAGAGUAUUGGAUGAUUUUUUAUGUAAUGAACAUGGAUAAUUUUCUGUCCAUGUUGUCUGUUAUAUAUUGGUUUUUGGUGACCCCCUUCUAUUUUGAGUGAAUGCUUUAUAGUUUUUAAUAACAACCAUGACAUUUGUUCUUUGCUGACAAAACUCCUGAAAAUAACUCUCGACUCCACUGCUGCACUUUGGCGUGUGUGUAGGUUGCUCCGAGUGCUUUUUAGAACACUCUGGGCUUACGGUAUUAAAUUCAAGCUCACAGGACUGUUUUCUCUGUUAAGCAUAAAACCUGAAAGCAGACGUUUCAAUGACCUGUUGAAUCUUAAGCGGAGUCAGAGUAAUUUUGCAAAAUGCAUAUUUGCACAGAAACUCUCCGGACCACAUGUCAGUGGUAUAGACUGAAUGGUGCUUCAGAGUCACGUGAUAAGAAGUCUUCUCUGUCCUUUGCUGUGGCCCAAGGCACUUGUACCCUUUUGGACAAGAUUAUGGUAAGUCAGAAGCGGAGGAAAAUAUCUUCCCUUGCUUCUGAUGGCAAGAAGCCAACCUGUUUGCAAAAAUGUCCCUGUUAAAUGGUGGCUUGACUUUGGUCCCACCCUCCUCUUACUUGGAACACCACCAGAACUAAACGGAGGGCUGUUUUAUCUGCCCUUGGACUCAACCUUUUCUUCCCCCUUUGCAGCACUUCUCAAUUUCCAGCCGUGUCCUUGUCUGGCCCUCACUUUGGGAGUGCUGGGAAAAGUUAGGUACCCUGUCCCCUCCACCCCACAAAGACACAGUUACUGCUCUGUGAUAAGCUACCCCUUCCCUCUCCAGGGUUUCGCCUUAAGCCUUCCAAACCCAACCCCUUGCAUUUUGGAUAAUCAUCCUGGAAGCUUCUUUGAUGCCCCUCCCCCCCCCCCAGUCAAGCCUGGUAAUAGCCUUAACUGAUAAGCACGGCACUUGACUGGCUUAACUAACUCAAGCUUAGGUUGUUAGGAGCUUGAAGUCUGGAAAAUCUUCAGUGUAAAAUGUACUGCAUAUAAAGAUAUACUUAAAAUAUGUAGUUUGUAUCUCAUCCCGCCACAGGUUAACCUGUAUUGAUCAAAAUGUGGGGUGUGAUGCAUUGUACCCAGAGGUGGCAAAAACACCUGACAGUGAGAUGUCAGAGGUGUCACCAUGGUACUUUGGGACCAUUGGUAAGACAUGAUGGGCCCCGGGAGAAUUGUCUUGCUCUCUGGAGCUUACAUCUGCAAACCAGCGGUGGACGUGGUGGUAGGGUUGGUGGCAGGGGCUUGUUGAAGGGAUUGAACUCUCUCCUAAGUUUCAUGUUCAGCACCAAAAGGCAACAGGCACAGGGUGACUCUAGUUCAUUUGUCCCACUUAAAUCUCCAGACAUUUCUUUCCUGCAGGUCUGAUUCAGGCUCAGCCUCACAUUAACUUUGUGGAAAGCAUCUAUUACUGAAUCUUGUGUAGUGGUUAGUCUUCGGCCACUUCCUGUUCAGUCUUAGCACCUUUGCCUGUCUCUAGGGAACGUGCCGUCAGUCCCUAUGUGAGACAGUGGGCAAGGCUGAAAGUGGGUUUAGGUAGGCGUGAGAUGUGGGUCCAAAUCGUGUCUGACCCUGGUCAAGCCUCAAUUUCCCCAUCUGUAAAACGGAGGUGGUGCUGUCAGGAUGAAGGGAAACGAUACAUGUGAAAUGCCCAGCACAUGCGCAUAGCCAGUGAAAACCUUCCUGCCUCCUUUUUCUUGAUGAAGCCUUUAGGACUUUUUGGCUCCUCUAGAGAAGGCAGGGAAACUAACAUCUUUGGAGUGCCAUUUGGGGCCUGGGUGUCCUGUUGAAAUAGGCUCGUAUUGUCUUUUGAAAAGUGUCUGUUCCCCAGGUGCUGAGCAAGAGGCUUUCGAGGGCACCCGUGAUCAUGGAAGACCGCCGUGCUUGUGUUGCCUCUCUGUGUUGAGGUUCCUUCACUGGCACCUCAUUUUCCACGUGCAUCUGUCAUAGUCUGAGUACCAGAUUGUAUUUAGAGAAUGGCUCUUGCCACUGUUGUGUACACACACAGAUCGUGUGUGUAAACAGGCAAAUUAAGUAAACUGGAGAUAAUGAAA